Messenger RNA from Eimeria mitis, 402 nucleotides. RefSeq lists its product as uncharacterized. The transcript has 3 exons. Bases 1 to 402 code for a protein of 133 amino acids. NCBI's taxonomy places the organism in Eukaryota, Apicomplexa, Conoidasida, Eucoccidiorida, Eimeriidae. The record is from RefSeq and is a predicted model, not a curated record.
AUGCGCAGCAGCAGCAACAGCAGCAGCAGAAACAACAGAAGCAGCAGCAGCAGCAGCAGCAGCAGCAGCAACAGCAGCAGCAUAAAGCAGCAGCAGCAGCAGCAGCAACAGCAACAGAAGUGGGAGUGGAAGCAGCAGCAGGGGAUAGAGGGAUGCAGCAACAAAAACACUAACACCAUUGCUUACUGUGGCAGCAGUACACCUAAAGUAACAAAUGCGCAGCAGCAGCAACAGCAGCAGCAGCAGCAGCAGCAGCAGAAGCAACAGAAGCAGCAGCAGCAGCAGCAGCAGCAGCAGCAGCAGCAUAAAGGAUAUCCAGCAACAGCAGCAGCAGCAGCAGCAGCAGCAGAAGCAACAGAAGCAGCAGCAGCAGCAGCAGCAGCACCAAAAGCAGCAGCAUAG